This is a messenger RNA of Helicoverpa zea (corn earworm), 1832 nucleotides long. RefSeq names its product major facilitator superfamily domain-containing protein 10 (gene rtet). The transcript has 8 exons. Gene Ontology annotation, cellular component: brush border membrane. The record is from RefSeq and is a predicted model, not a curated record. NCBI's taxonomy places the organism in Eukaryota, Metazoa, Arthropoda, Insecta, Lepidoptera, Noctuidae. Bases 216 to 1637 code for a protein of 473 amino acids. Gene Ontology annotation, biological process: transmembrane transport. Gene Ontology annotation, molecular function: transmembrane transporter activity.
ACUAAUAUUGAAAUGCUUUUAGAUAAUUUAAUUGAAUAUGUCUACUGGUUACAACUUUAUAUUGGUGGAUUAUAAUGUAUGUGUCAACAACUUGUUCAGAAAAGUGAAAGUUUACGAAUCUUCCCCGCACACCGAAAUUGUUAUUUAACUCGAUGGCUUGUUGCUAUUCGAUAAAACUUAUUACCUGUCGUGUACCUUUUUAUAAUAAAUGAAAAAUGAUGAACCAGGGAAAUGGAGAACUUAGAAAAAGAAUUACUAAUGGAGUGGAUAAAGUUGACGAGAUUAAAAAUGAGAGUAAAAACACGAAAGGAAAUACGAAAACUAUUGGACUAGUUUUCGUGUCAUUACUUCUAGAUUUAUUGGCCUUCACGAUGAUUCUUCCUCUUCUGCCGUCGCUGCUGGACUAUUAUAACAGAGAAGAAGGCAAAGGGAAUAGUCUGUAUGCAUCCUUAUUGAGAGGAGUACAAGGUUUUCAGAAAAUUACAGGAGCUCCUGAUCAAUUCGCGUCGGUUCUAUUUGGAGGAGCACUUGGAUCAAUGUAUAGCUUCCUCCAAUUUCUGACUAGUCCAAUAGUGGGAAGCCUUUCAGAUGCAUAUGGAAGGAAGCCUAUGCUUCUAAUUUGUUUGAUGGGAAUAACAAUAUCUCACGGACUAUGGAGUUGUGCUAGUACAUUUAGCAUUUUUGUGCUUGCUAGAUUCAUUGGAGGCCUAAGCAAAGCUAAUGUGAGCUUAAGUAUGGCCGUAGUCACUGAUGCAUCAAAUGAGAAAACCAGGGCCAAAGGAAUGGCCCUGGUAGGUUUGGCGUUUUCCAUCGGAUUUAUCGUUGGUCCUGUCACUGGUGCAUGGUUUGCCAAGAACAGUGACCCAUCUUCAGGCGGGUGGGGAGAGCGCCCCGCACUCUAUGCCCUAAUUCUAUCUCUUGCCAACAUACUUCUAGUUUUAUUAUUCAUUCCAGAAACACUGACGAAAGACAAAAGAGCACCUUUAUCGUUCACUCUUUCCAAAUCAGUGGAUUUCGUCUCCCCUUGGCAUCUACUAAGGUUUACUGCUGUUAAAAACCUAUCGCAUCAUCAAAGUACAGUAUUAUCGAAGUUGGGACUGAUCUAUUUUCUAUAUUUAUUUAUAUACUCGGGACUUGAGUUCACCCUUACAUUCUUAACGCAUCACACCUUCCAGUACACUGCCAUGCAACAAGGCAAAAUGUUCUUAGUUAUGGGUCUCAUAAUGGCAGUGUUACAAGGCGGUGCGGCCCGCAGGCUCGGCGCUCGUGGGGCUGAAGUGGCGGCCCGUGGUGCAUUAGCUUUAACCCCAGCUUCGUUCCUGAGCGUGGCGUUUGCAGCAAUGCCGCACUCCCCACUACUUGCGCCUAUUUACUGGCUCUGGAUUGGACUUGUUUUGUUUGCGUUGUCAACUGCAUUCGCGGUGUCGUGCAUGACGUCAAUGGCGGCCGGCAAGGCGCCGGAGGAGGCUCGCGGCGCAGUGCUCGGGACGCUGCGGUCGCUCGGAGCGCUCGCCAGAGCCGCUGGACCUUUGCUCGCGUCAUCAGUAUACUGGUGUUCAGGCGCAAUGAUCACGUACACCAUCGGAUCCCUAAUUCUAAUCAUUCCUGCUGUGAUGUUAAUUAGACUGAAAACAUAAUAAUGCAGCUUUUACACUGCAUACGUGUACAAUAAGAACAAGCAAUAACCUAUUCACUUACGAAUAAUUUUUAAGAAUUCCAUUAUUUAUUAAUGUUUUACAACUGUUCUGUAUUAUUUAUACUUAUUUUGUUUGCGUAUUUUUGUAAAAAAAAAACGUUUUUAUUUUUCUCGAAUAAACAGUAUUUAAUCCUUA